Molecule: messenger RNA, 1135 nt
Organism: Acromyrmex echinatior (Panamanian leafcutter ant)
Lineage: Eukaryota; Metazoa; Arthropoda; Insecta; Hymenoptera; Formicidae
Gene: PCNA
Product: Proliferating cell nuclear antigen
Biological process (GO): leading strand elongation; translesion synthesis; mismatch repair
Cellular component (GO): PCNA complex
Molecular function (GO): DNA polymerase processivity factor activity; DNA binding
Source: RefSeq, a predicted model, not a curated record
GAAUGCCAUCUAUUUCCGCUUAAAACGAACGCCUGAUAAAAGCGCGGGUAACCGUCCUCCAAACAGUCCGAACUUCCAAAGAAACCACAACGAGUUAAACGAGUUGUUUCUUUGAACUAUUUUUGACGCAGCUGCAUUUUUUACCAGGGAAUCAUUGGAGGACGCUGAAUUUAUCAGUGUUAACAUAAAAGAAUCAACACAAUGUUCGAAGCACGUUUGGUACAAAGCGCGAUCCUGAAGAAGGUAUUGGAUGCGGUAAAGGAUCUCCUAACCGAGGCGACUUUCGAAUGCUCUGACUCGGGGAUUCAGGUCCAGGCGAUGGACAAUGCACACGUUUCCCUCGUCUCGUUGAAUCUCAGGAGCGAUGGCUUCGACAAGUAUCGUUGCGAUCGAAAUUUAUCAAUGGGGAUGAGCAUUAGUUGUAUGUCAAAGAUAUUACGAUGCGCCGGUGCAGAAGACACAGUAACCCUCAGAGCAUGGGACAAUCCUGAGUCGGUCGUUUUUAUAUUCGAAUCGCCCAACAAGGAGAAGCUAGCCGAAUAUGAAAUGAAACUGAUUAAUAUGGAUCAAGAACAUUUGGGUAUACCUGAGACUUCAUACUCGUGUGUUGUAAAAAUGCCCACUGCAGAAUUUACUCGUAUAUGUAGGGAUUUGAGCCAAUUUGGGGAAUCUAUAACUUUCGCGUGUUCCAAAGAAGGUAUAAAAUUCAGCGCGUCUGGCGAUUAUGGCUCAGCUAACAUCAAAUUAGCGCAGACUGCAGACGCUGAUAAGGAAGAGGAAGCAGUAAUAGUCAAUAUGCAGGAACCAGUAAAAUUAACGUUUUCUUGUCGUUAUUUGAAUUGUUUUGUUAAAGCUGGUCCUCUUUGCAACCAAGUUCAAUUAUCCAUGUCUGACGACGUGCCUCUAGUAUGUGAAUAUAAAAUUGGCGAUAUUGGACACAUCAGGUAUUACCUAGCACCCAAAAUCGACGAUGAGGAAGAAAACUAAAAAUACGACGGAAAUAGAAUUCAUAUACAUUGAACGGCACUGUAUUACGUUACUGAUUAUUUUGAAAAAUUUUGUCCUAUGAACAUUCGACAUUGUCAUAUUUAUUUCAAUAGAAAAUAAAUUAUUAAUUGGCUUGACAUAAUUACAA